This is a messenger RNA of Racocetra persica, 184 nucleotides long. Lineage: Eukaryota; Fungi; Glomeromycota; Glomeromycetes; Diversisporales; Gigasporaceae. The record is from the annotation of a GenBank genome assembly.
GCUUUCAGUUCCAGUAUUAGGUGGUACUGCUUACACCUUAUCCAAGAACAGAUUUAAUUCUAUUGCAGAUGAUAGCUUGAAUUUCGCAGAUUACCGAGAUAUCGAUACUCUACGUAUGGAAUGGAAGAAACGUAAUAAUGGUCUUGGAUUAAAAGAUGUUAAUCGAUCUUGUGGUGGGGUUUAG